Messenger RNA from Laetiporus sulphureus 93-53, 2224 nucleotides. Its product is annotated as OPT oligopeptide transporter. NCBI's taxonomy places the organism in Eukaryota, Fungi, Basidiomycota, Agaricomycetes, Polyporales, Laetiporaceae. The record is from RefSeq and is a predicted model, not a curated record. Gene Ontology annotation, molecular function: oligopeptide transmembrane transporter activity; 2 iron, 2 sulfur cluster binding. Gene Ontology annotation, cellular component: fungal-type vacuole membrane. The coding region runs from base 85 to 2106 and encodes 673 amino acids. The transcript is spliced from 13 exons.
UCGUCUUAGCGAGAUGCGUGCCCGCCGACACCAAUCUGCACAACUUUCAUUCAGUGCCACUACUGGGAGUGCAUUGGGCUGGCGAUGAGCAUCGCAGCUUGCAUAAGACGGCUCAGCAGGCGGGCUCGCCAAGGCGCAGACAAGCUCGAUGGCGGCCAAGAAGAGUUCACUCUCAGAGUUGCUUUGGCCGGACUGCUUAUUGGAUGUCUUCUUUGCUUCACGAACCUGUACUUCGGGCUGCAGACGGGAUGGAUCAGCAUGAUGUCGCUGCAAUCCGCCUUGAUAGGUUUCCUCGUUUCCAAAAUCUUCCUUACACCAAUAAGCCCUCAAGAGAAUGUAGUAUUACAAACCAUCGCCGUGGCCACAGGGACAAUGCCUUUAGCUGCUGGAUUUGUUGGUAUUCUACCUGCCCUCGGCUUGUUGGAUGAGGAAAGGGACGGCGUGCCUCCCUUGCACAUAUCUUGGCUCGGCGCGGUAGGCUGGUCUUGUGCGGUCGCUUUCUUCGGUGUGUUUUUGUCGCCUCCAAUCCGCAAGCAAGUGAUCAUCGAGGAGCAACUCGCUUUUCCUUCCGGUACUGCUACUGCCCAGCUCAUAUCUGUUCUUCACCAAAUUCCUCCCCCGAAUGCCACUCAUCGGCAGCGGCGAGGAUACCAAGAGAUUGCUACCGAGGAAAUAGAAGACAUCCCAACACCGAUAGCAGCUGUGGAACAUGUAGAACUUGCUGACAUAGGUGAUGCAGAAGUCGCAACCCAAGAAAGUUGGGGCGCGUUGAUAUGGAGCUUCUCUGCAUCGGGUGUCAUGACCCUUGCGGCAUAUUUCUUUCCUGUAGUCUUCUCUAUCCCUUUGUUUGGGAACUACCUUGCACGCGAAUGGCUCUGGACAUUCACGCCUAGUCUGUCGUACAUCGGACAAGGAAUCAUCAUGGGCUUUCCGACUACAUUGAGCAUGAACCUCGGGAUGCUCGUGGGCUGGGCCAUCCUCUCUCCAAUUUCGAAGCAUGCAGGUUGGGCACCCGGUCCUGUAGGAGACAUGACCUCUGGCGCGCGAGGUUGGAUCCUCUGGGUGUCGCUCGCGAUCAUGUGUGCAGAUAGCUUAGUGUCCCUCAUGCCCGUUAUCGCGGAGGUGCUAUACGCGAAAGUGUGGCUCAGCUCGACCAUGCAAGGCGACGCUGCUGAUGGUCAGUUCGUAAAAGAAGAUAAAGAAGUAGAGACUUCAGACAGGCUAGUACCCACAAAGUGGGUCAUUUGGGGCCUGAGUGGGAGCGUCGUCAGCGGGACUCUGCUCGUGUGGUUGGUUUUUGGAAAUGAGGGCAUUAAGCCAUGGGCAACUUUGAUUGGAUUCCUCAUGGGUGGACUGCUAAGCGUUCUGGGGGUGCGUGCUCUGGGAGAAACUGAUCUCAAUCCCGUCAGCGGCCUUGGAAAGAUCAGUCAACUGUUCUUCGCCUGGAUACAACCUGGGAACAUCGUAGCGAACAUCAUCGCAGGCGGCGUCGCGGAGGCUGGUGCUCAACAAGCGGGCGAUCUCAUGCAGGAUCUCAAGACAGGACAUCUCAUCCACGCAUCACCUCGCGCCCAGUUCUUUGGGCAGGUCAUCGGAUCGUUCCUGUCGAUAAUCGUGACGACCACCGCGUACACCCUCUAUAACCGUGCUUAUCAGAUCCCUGGGCCAUCAUUUCCUGCACCAACCGCCUACGUCUGGCUUGGUCUUGCGCGCCUCCUACGCGACGGCCAGCUACCACGCGAGAGCGGCGACUUUAUGAUCGCAUUCGCCCUGAUCUUCGGGCUCAUCGCUGCAUUCAAAGCAUACGCACAACGACAAGGUGCACGGUACACGAAGUGGAUACCUUCCGGCGUCGCCUUCGCCAUCGGCUUCCUGAACACGCCAUCAUUCUCAAUCGCUCGUCUGAUCGGAGGCAUCGCGGAGCACGUCUACUACACGCGUGUGGGCCGAGAACAUGGCGGCAUCCGCCUCAUCAUCAUCGCUAGCGGAUUCGUGCUUGGAGAGGGAGUGGUGAGCGUCGUAUCGCUCGUCCUCAGGACUUGGGGAGUGGGCGUCGCGAGCUGUUGGGGCUGCGAGCAUGGGAUGUGUGGAGGCUGUCCGGCUUAACGCGGAUUGCAUUGUACUACAUGUAUGAAUAGUUGUAAUUCCGUGAGAGGAUAGUCAUGCUAUAGAAAUCGUUCAUGUUAGCCAGUUGUUUUAUAGAGAGCCGCGACUGUUCAUGGUU